Molecule: messenger RNA, 4226 nt
Organism: Oryzias latipes (Japanese medaka)
Lineage: Eukaryota; Metazoa; Chordata; Actinopteri; Beloniformes; Adrianichthyidae
Product: receptor-type tyrosine-protein phosphatase gamma
Cellular component (GO): plasma membrane
Molecular function (GO): protein binding; zinc ion binding; carbonate dehydratase activity
Source: RefSeq, a predicted model, not a curated record
CCUGCUCUUCAUCAUUUUUCCAGCAGCUUCAGUUGGCCACCAGAUGUCUCUUUAGGACUUUGUUUUUAGAGAAAAUUGACAGAGAAGCUCGUGAGCUUCAUGAGGCUUCAUUCGUCUGAGCAUCAGGUGUGUUUAAGGGCAAACGGAAAACGGAGCUCUUUCCUUUCUGUCUGUGGGUUCUGUGGGAGUCUGUCGGUUUUGUCUCCUGCGCUGUGAUCUCUCUCUCUCCAUGAUCCUUUCUUCUCUCCCCCUCCCACUAUAAAGUCUGUGUCUCCCCCUCCCUCAGUCCUGUUCAUGCGUGGAAGGGGGAGAGCGUCCAGCAGAAACCUUCCUCUCCGUGAGCCGCGAUUCAGUCCGGCUGUAGCCGUGGGAGCAAAAGGACGCGCGGCAGGCGCGGGCCGUGCAGGUUCCUGUUCACGGCGAUCCCUCAUAACCCCCCUCCCUCCUCUCCCGGAUCCGCGCGCCGGCGGCACAUCAGAGGGUUUGGAACGGAAUACUGGACCUGUGACUGCGCCUGCGCGCCGCCGUGGCUCUUCACGCAGCGUCGCCGAACUGACAGCGGUGGGAGGAAGUCAUCAGCUGUUGCUGCUCGCGCUCCGUGGAUGUGCGUGUUUCUGCCAUGUGGGGGCUCGUGCGCUCGCGUUGCUGCUGGAUAUUGCCUGUCAUGCUGUCCGCGUGCGCCUUGCAGCGGGCCGACGGUUAUCCCGCAGGGACUGAGAAACCAGUGGGGAGCCGGGCACCUGUCCAGAGUCCACACAAAGCUGCGGCCGGCGGGUCACGACUCAGCAGAUCUGCCACUGAGGAACCCUACUGGGCCUACUCAGGUAUCUACGGGCCAAAUGAGGGCUGGGAAUCUGCCUUCCCUGAAUGUAGAGAAAAAAAUCAGUCACCAAUCAACAUCGUUGACAAAGACGCCAAAGUUUCCACGGAAUAUCAGGAACUGACUCUGGAAGGCUUCGAUACCAAAUCUUCCAAUAGGACAACCAUGAAGAACACUGGAAAAACUGUGGCCAUAACGCUGAAGGAUGAGUACUUUGUUCAGGGCGGGGGCCUGCCAGGGAGAUUCAAGGCUGAAAAACUGGAGUUUCAUUGGGGUCCAGUCAAUGGCUCAGACGGCUCUGAACACAGCAUUGAUGGUCGCCGCUUCCCUGUAGAGAUGCAGAUCUUCAUGUACAACUCAGACGAUUUUGACAGCCUCGGUGCGGCGCUCAGGCAGAGGAGGAUGAUUGCAGCCAUGGCGGUCUUCUUCCAGGUAGGGGGGCGGGACUAUCAUGCAGCGGAUGCCAUAAUCCAUGGCCUGAAGGGCGUUGUGCACCACGAGAAAGAAACGUUCCUGGAGCCGUUUGUGCUGAAGGACCUGCUGCCCCCCUCACUGGGAAGCUACUACCGUUACUCUGGCUCUCUGACAACCCCACCCUGCAGCAAGGUGGUGGAGUGGAUCAUCUUCAGCAGACCGAUCUACAUUUCCUACAAACAGUUGGAGGCUUUCUACUCGAUCUUCACCACAGAGCAGCAGGACCACGUUAAGUCUGUGGAGUAUUUGCGCAGUAACUUCAGACCAGUCCAGAGCCUGGACAACCGGAUUGUCUUCAAGUCUGCCGUCAAAGACGCCUGGAUGCACGACUUCGCAGACAACAGCGGGAGGUCAUACGGCGCUGAAUCUUCCAAUGUGUGCAGCAGCGCCCCCAUCAACACGAAGGUCCAGCACGUGAAUGGCAGCACGCUUGUGGUUCGCUGGGCCCGACCCGAGGUCACUUACCAUCCGCCCAUCCUCCACUUCCUGGUGUCCUAUAGCUGGACGGCCCACGAUGACAGCUUUGAGGAAACGCACCUCGCCGAUGCCAAACACAAACUGGAGGCCAUCAUCUCUCCCGUCUCUCCUGAUGUGCUGUACCUAUUUCGAGUGCAGGCCAUCUGCAGGAACGACAUGCGCAGCGACUUCAGCCAAAGCAUCCUCUUCAGAGCAAACACCACCAGAAUCUUUGAAGGGACACGGAUUGUAAAAACCGGCAUGCCCACAGUGUCUCCAGCCUCCUCUGCUGACAUGGCCCCUAUCUCCUCUGGCUCAUCCACCUGGACUUCUGCUGGCAUUCCUUUCUCUUUUGUCUCCAUGGCAACAGGCAUCGGACCAUCCUCCAGUGGUAGUCAGGCAACAGUGGCAUCCGUGGUGACCAGUACUUUACUGGCUGGCCUUGCCUUUAGUGGGGGCGUCAUCUCAUCGUUCCCCAGCUCUGUUUGGCCGAGCGCCGGAUCAAAUCGUAACCCCGUCCCCUCAUGUCAGAACACCAGGGAUGCUUCCUCCUCUUCUGCUGUGACCGCCACAGCCAGUGAUGAAGGAGGCACUGAGGGAGAUGAGGACAACUGUCAAAAUGAGGAUGUAGAGGAAGAAGACAAGGAAAAAGACAAGAAGAAGAAAAGGCGGGAAGACAUGGAUGAGGAUGGGGCAGAGGACGACAAUCCUGCAAAGAAUCAGAGGAAACAGGAUCCACCUGAUAGUCCACCAAUUAAAGAAAAGCAGCUAGAGGGGAAGACCCUUCAAGCUCAACCUUUCACCACAGAGGUCACUGCUGAGGUUUCUGCAUUUCCUACCUCGAAAAACCCUGCUGAAUUUGGCGGAGGGAAGUUGAGGCUGCGGGAGGAGAAGGACAGCAAACAUGGCGAUGGCAGUGACAGCAGCUGUGUGAAGGGUGGAAGGAAAGAUCAGUGUGAUACAAAAGUGCUCCUACACAGUUACCCCCAGAGGCUGGAGCCCACCCUACCAGUCCUCAGUUUGACCCCUGGGUCCUCUGUGACCCAGCUGCCUGGCGUUUCCUGCAGUUCUAAGGUGGAGCAGGCAGGAACCCACACCUACACCAACAGGAGCCUGCAGCAGAUCAGAGACGGAAGAACCACAGACAUCUUCAACCUCCUCCUCUCUCAGAGCAGCUACCUCCUUCACACCGAGUUUACCUGCAAAAUGACUCCCAUUGAGGCUCUGGGAGUCAUUUUGGAGGAGGAAACAUCAAGCAGCCAGCUGCACCGCCUCUUCAGCAGCCUCCUGUCAUUGGGACACAGAAAUCAUGUGGAGAAACACCUCAGGCGGUUACCCAAAGCCAGACUUAAAGAAUACUUCGACACUAAGAAGAGCAAAAAGAAUGAUGGAAGCUCCUCUGUGGUGCCAUCACGACAAGCCAGCUUGGACCAAACUCCCCCACCUGCCGUCCAGGGCGCCCCGUCCACCACGGAUGAGCCCUCAGUGGGGAUUCAUGACAUACAAGACUGGAGGAGGCUGAACCCUGAGCUUCCCUCCCCUGAGCUCAUCAUCAAAGAAGACGCUGCCCUGCGAGAUGGACCAGCCGUCACUCAGUGUGUGUCAGCAUGUGUGGGUCUGCUGCUGAAAAGCAAAGGCAUCAACCACAUUCAUCAAAUGUUUAUCAGAGGGAUGAAACCAGACGUCUUUACAGACCAGAGCCUGCCUGCAGCUCAGAACCAGUACCAGUGUCUCUGUGAGGUUCUGUUCAGCAUGGUUACACAGAGGAGUCCAACUCGGGUCUUCAGGGGAGGAACUUUAACAGGACUCUAGAGUCCCAUUUCCACCGAAAAGAGAAGAUCUGAGUACCCAAGUCUGGUGUCCCACUGGUCCAAGUCUGUCUGGAUUUCCAUGGAACUCUUGUGGAUUUUUUGAGGCCUUUUUUGCCAGAUUCUUGGUUAAAAGAAAUACUCUGAUAACUUUUUUACACUGAGACAGUUUUGGAUAUUUUCCUUUUUUUCCCCCCAUUUUUUGUCUCGGUCUUAUUGAAGGACUCUCAGCUGCAGGUUUGGGUUUUAGGACAGCACAGGGAGGGGGGGGGGGGGUAACACUUUGUGUCUUUUCUUGUUGCACUAUGACCUGUGAGUGUUACUGCCGUCAUUAAAGCUGACCCAUGGCUUCUCCGCACUCAGAUGAUUUUGUAUUUAUUUUUUGUCAAACGCCACAUCCUCAGCUGCUUCUGAAGUACCGUCCACGCACCCCAACCCAGAUGUUACAGAGGACAAACCCUGGGGCUUUGCUGGCUCCGAUCAUUUCACUUACUGACCCACAGAACCAGGAUCUGGGUGUGCUGCCGCAGACACCUCUGCUGACCCUUAGCGGUGUUUCAACUACUACUGUGAACUUUUAUGAUUCUUUCUUUGUAUAAUUCAAUUAUGCUUUUAAUAUAUGGGAAUUCUGUAUGUAUACAUAUAUGAAUAUACACUUACCAUGAUGA